Trematomus bernacchii (emerald rockcod) is the source of this 1710-nucleotide messenger RNA. It is a transcript of the gene mvda, whose product is annotated as mevalonate (diphospho) decarboxylase a. Lineage: Eukaryota; Metazoa; Chordata; Actinopteri; Perciformes; Nototheniidae. Gene Ontology annotation, cellular component: cytosol. Gene Ontology annotation, molecular function: diphosphomevalonate decarboxylase activity; ATP binding. The record is from RefSeq and is a predicted model, not a curated record. Bases 108 to 1316 code for a protein of 402 amino acids. The transcript is spliced from 10 exons. Gene Ontology annotation, biological process: isopentenyl diphosphate biosynthetic process, mevalonate pathway; isoprenoid biosynthetic process.
AGUGUUAGCUUAACUGUGACUGCUAAACCCUGAGGAGCAUUGAAAGUGUAUUUCCGAGUGUUCAGGUACAGUGUUAUCAAUAUAAACACCGGUUUACAUAAACAGCUAUGCCUGAGAAUACUAUGGAAAAGCCAAACAUAGUUACAUGCACCGCUCCAGUGAAUAUAGCUGUCAUCAAAUACUGGGGAAAAAGAAAUGAAGAAUUAAUUCUACCCAUUAAUUCAUCGUUGAGCGUCACAUUGCAUCAAGACCAGCUGAAAACAACCACAACGGUUGCAACUAGCAGAUCAUUUCAAGAAGAUCGAAUAUGGCUAAAUGGCAAAGAGGAGGAUAUAACCCAUCCAAGACUACAGUCCUGUCUGAGAGAGAUUCGCAGACUAGCAAGGAAGAGACGUAAUGAUGGGGACCCUGCUCUGGAUCCGUCUGUUCUGUCUCUCAAAGUCCACAUCUGCUCGGUUAACAACUUCCCCACUGCUGCCGGGCUCGCCUCCUCUGCUGCUGGAUUUGCUUGUUUAGUUUACACUCUGGCCCGGGUGUUUGGCACAGAGGGGGAGUUGUCUGGGAUUGCUCGGCAAGGCUCAGGCAGCGCAUGCCGCAGUAUGUAUGGAGGGUUCGUGCAGUGGAUCAUGGGACAGAAAGAUGAUGGCAAGGACAGUCUAGCCCAGCAGGUGGAGCCAGAGGCUCAUUGGCCUGAGCUCAGAAUCCUUGUACUUGUGGCCAGUGCUGAGAAGAAGUCAGUUGGAAGCACAUCUGGGAUGCAAACCAGUGUACAAACAAGCUGUCUCCUAAAGCACCGGGCAGAGUCUGUCGUCCCGGGCCGGAUGGAGGAGAUGAUUGAAGCGGUGCGGGGAAAGGACUUUGUUGCAUUUGCUGAACUAACCAUGAAGGACAGUAACCAGUUCCAUGCAACCUGCCUUGACACAUACCCUCCUAUCUUCUACCUCAACAGUGUGUCUCAACAGGUUAUCAACUUGGUGCAUCGGUAUAACAGACACUACGGGGAGACAAGGUUGGCCUACACAUUUGAUGCAGGCCCCAACGCUGUGAUCUACACUUUGCAGCAGCAUGUUCCUGAGUUUGUUCAGGCAGUGCAACAUUUCUUCCCCCCUGAGAGCAACGGAGGACAGUUUAUUCAGGGUCUUCCAGUUAACCAAGCUGCUCUUUCCGAGGAGCUGAAACAGGCUAUUGGUCUAGAGCCUAUGCCAAAAGGAAUCAGCUACAUUAUUAGUACAAAGGCUGGACCAGGCCCUCGUGUUGUGGAAGAUCCCACUCAGCAUCUAAUUGGAUCUGAUGGGAUGCCUAAACAUACUGUAUGAUGCUCUGCAGCCCUAAAUGGACACAUUUCCAGCAAUAAUGAAGCCAGUUCAGCAAAAAUAAAAAUGUUGUCAAAUGUAGCUAUAUUUUGUACAGCUGACCUUGUGAUGGCUGCCCAAUCCGAGUACAUGAUUGUGCCUGUAUGGCUUUGACGGUCUGUGAUGUAUCAAUGUGUUUAACCAUGUAAAGCCCAAAUAUAGAAAUACAUUAGAAUUUAUUUUUUUGACCUUUCAGAUGUUGUAGGAAGCCUCUGGAACAGAAAUGAAAGAGUUUUCAUAAUUUUUUACGUUUUGGUAAUUUUUAGAGAAAUGUAAUAUUGCAAUGUUGGGCUUAGGUGGGAGCAGAAUUUCUGUAUUUCUACUCUCAUUGUCUGAAUAAAUAUAUUGAACAACUAAG